AUGACAUCAGAGAACAAUGACCUGAACCAACAAGAUAGUGAGGCAGCAGGACUGUUGAUGCUCUUCUCGCAUCAGCCAACAAUAUCCACACACCAUAAUAACAAUAGUGCUGCUAAACCAAACGCUAAACUAAUCACUGUGGAGAAGACCUUAGCACGUUCUAAGCCUCUCUAUACAAACGAUAUACCCAUUGAAAGUACUCUGCCGCUACCACAUACCCAACCUGAACUUUCUACUCAACCGCAAGCUCAAAUAGCAUCUGCCUCAACAUCAACAAACUCAACCGUAAUGGACCGCAUGGGUUCAUUCAAUAGGUCAGAGUCCAACGGCAAAAUUAGAGUUGAGUCGAUAACAAGGUCACCGGGUCCUGCUGCUGCUGCUUUGGCCAGUGGAAAAAACUCGAAUAAAGCUAUCGUGGCUGCUGCUGCCUUGGCUGCUGCUGCUGCAACCCCAUUGCCUGUGCUAUACAAGGAAGAUGCAACUUUGCAAACAAAAGAAACGAGUGUGCCUGGAAAGAGCAAAUCAGAUAAAAGUUGCAAUGAAGAUGCAAAUAGGAAUGCAAUAGAUGCAAAGGCGGACGUCAGUGACGGGGAAACAGAAGAAUUUGAACGGGCCGAAACGAAGAAGGUAGCAGUAAUAAAACAUGAGAAUAAACUGAGCAGGUCAUCUCCCGAUGAAGUAGAAAAUCAGCGUGAUUAUCCAACUGACGAGGAACAAGGACCAACUGGAGAACCAUUGCCAAGUUAUGCUGUAGAUCCGGAUUCUGGAGUAAUCAGCUGUAUCUGCGGUUACGAUCACGAUGAUGGUGUAACCAUCCAAUGUGAUAAAUGUUUUAGAUGGCAGCAUCUUGUAUGUAUGGGGUUUGCAUCGAUUGAAGAUGCUCCCGAUGAUUACCAGUGUAAUCUCUGCAACGAGAACCUUGUUGUUGAUAUCAACAGGGCCAAGGAGUUGCAACAAGAAUACUUAAAGAAGGACAGAUCAAAGAGACGCAAAUCCCCGUAUACAUCGAAUGAGAAAAAAGACUUGAAUCUGGGGGUGCCACAGUUUAAGAAAAGAAAGUUGACCGGCAGCACCAACAAUCGAUAUAAUGAAAAUGAUAUUUCAGGUAGUGAAAAGUACAAAACUUUCUAUUAUCCAAUUGACUAUUUUGUUUUCAAAAGUAUCCCAAUCAAGUCUUUAUUUAACCAACUCCCUGAAAUACUAAACCACUCUAAAGGUGUGAUAAAAGUCGAAAAAUCAAACUUACACAAAUAUACUAUUAAUCCGAACAAUUUAGCCGUGAAAAAUACAAAUGAAAACAACAGAUCCAAAUUCACAGGUAUUUCUAAACUUGGCUUAUUUGCUAGCAAACAUAUUGAGGGAAACCGUUGUUUGUCCUUACUGAGUGGAGAAAUCGAUACAAAGCAAAACUAUAUCUUGGAAAAGUGCAAUCAACAUUGGCUAUUGGGGUGUCCAAAACCAAAUGUUUUCUUCCAUCCGACCUUACCAAUAUGCAUUGACCAACGUGGUUUGGGGAAUUCAACCAGGUUCAUUAGAAAGUCGUGCCAUCCAAAUUGUGAGAUACGGACAGUUCUAAUAAAUAAACAAGAAAUAACGUUUGGGGUGUUUUCAACUGAAGAAAUUGAUACUGAUCAAGAAAUCACUCUACCCUGGGAAUGGGAUACGGAUCAUCCAAUAUUGGAGAUCAUCAAAGGUGAAUUGGCAUUUGAGAAUAUGGACUCAAAGAAGAGACAAGUUUUAUCAAACUCGUUGCAAUCCAUUUUAGAUUUCACUGAUUGUGGGUGCUCAAGUUCAAGUUCAACCGUAUACAGUGAGUGCUUCUUCUAUAAAUUCAAGAAACUACAGAAAAGCUUGGGUAGAAACAGCCUGACUAGCUACUCACCUACUCCAAACCAAAUACAUACAUCCAUCGAUCAAAGAUACGCCGAACGUAAUGCUUUCAUAAUUGCUAAACUCAAUCAACUAUCUCAGGAAACAUUUGGAUCCAUCGACGCCCAUCUACAUGCCUCAUCGAAUAAUAUAGGUGUAGUAACUGAAAAGGAAUCAAGAAGCGACUCCUCACUGAUGGAAGAACAGUCAAGUCCAAAUAUCACGUUCAAAUCUAAAAAGAGUGGCAUGUUGUAUAGUUUGCCACAACUUCCAAAACAGUACGAAUUACUCAAGAAAUACUCUGGUGAAGCAUACACACAUCCUAGGACAUUACCAAAUGUUUCUGACAUUAAAGCUGAUAUAAAGGAGAUGCCAAUACCUAUUGAAGUCAACGCCAAACUUCUUCAUAGACUUACCGUCACCUCAAACGAUGGUCCCGCAGCAAAGUUAGAUCCACAUAUGGUAGGAACUGCCGAUCAAAAGAUUAGGGAGGAGAGGCCUAAACCCGUUAAGAAAUUUUCACUUGCUGAUUAUAAGAGGAAAAAAACAGGAUAA
Messenger RNA from Pichia kudriavzevii, 2424 nucleotides. RefSeq lists its product as uncharacterized. NCBI's taxonomy places the organism in Eukaryota, Fungi, Ascomycota, Pichiomycetes, Pichiales, Pichiaceae. Gene Ontology annotation, molecular function: protein binding. Bases 1 to 2424 code for a protein of 807 amino acids. The record is from RefSeq and is a predicted model, not a curated record. The transcript has a single exon.